CAAUGGGCCAACAACCAUCCGCACCCCGUCCAGGCACGCAGCUCCAAGUGAUCGGCGGGGGCCUCUCCCGCACAGGAACUGCCUCUUUCAGCGCCGCCCUGGAGAUCCUCCUCGACGGGCCCAUCUAUCACGGCGGCACCCAAACCACCAUGGGUCCGCCCAUCGAGAUGAAAUCCUGGAUCGAGAUCCUGCGCGUCUGGCUCGCCGGCGACCGCUCCACAGCUCUUUCUCUCAUGCGGCGUCGCACCGAGGGCUACGCCGCCAUCACAGACUCGCCUGCCUCGCACUUCGUCCCGGAACUAAUCGAGCUGUAUCCUGAGGCCAAAGUCAUUGUGACCGUGCGCGACAGAGAUGCAUGGGUUAAAAGCAUGGCGCAGAUCAGCUCGUUGGCUACGAUGUGGUUUUUGAGGGGGGUGUUGUUGCCGUUGCCUGGAAUGCGCCACUUCGUCACAUACAUCGAAUGUCUCCAAGCACAGUGGGACACUCGCUACGAUGGCUGUCGAGAUAAUACUUGGAUUUAUGAUCGUCAUAUUGAGUGGUUGAAGGAGGUUGUUCCCGCUGAUCGUUUGGUUUUCUUUAAUGUCAAGGAAGGCUGGGAGCCGCUUUGUCGCGCGCUGGGGAAGGAGGUUCCUAAGGAUAUUCCGUUUCCGAGAGUUAACGACUCCCAGGCAAUCAACCGGGUGGCUGAGUAUCAUAUCAAGCGUGGGUUGCUGCGUUGGGCAGUGGCUUUUGCUGUUGUGGGUGUGCUUGGGGGAUGGUGGUUUUUGGGGUGAUGCCUUGUGAGGUUUGUUGUGAAU
Molecule: messenger RNA, 797 nt
Organism: Aspergillus welwitschiae
Lineage: Eukaryota; Fungi; Ascomycota; Eurotiomycetes; Eurotiales; Aspergillaceae
Product: sulfotransferase family protein
Exons: 2
Source: RefSeq, a predicted model, not a curated record